AUGGCCCUGGGAGCAGACUUGAGUGAAACGCUAGUCGAGAAGCCUGGACAUAUGAAUUUAGAGAUGUCCACCCUGGCUCCUUCCAAGAGAAAGCAGCCCCUAAACAAGAAGGCAGAAGACAAACAGCCCUCUGAGAGUCGGGGUAACAAUGGCAGGAGUUCCAAGUCCUCUCCCAUGGGCAAAGAGAACACCUGGCCAAGUCGGGAGGCUAAGGUCUCCAGCCAGAAGCGAUCUGGGCAAAGCUGGGCUGUCUCCUCCUGCGGACCCCACAAGAGAAGCAGCAAGCUGGAGGAGAAGAGGAGGAACAGACCAUCUCUCUCCAGAGAGAGAGGAAGGGACAAGCUGGGGUCCACCCACAAAAGAGACUCCUCGCACACAAAACUGCAUGUAAAGGACCGAAGGUCCCAGCCAAGAUCUCCUGUGAGGACUCUGAAGCGCAGUCACUCUGGAGACAGCCGAGGUGCCCCGAACAACUCUGCCAAGAGGCGCAGACAGAUUUCUCCUCCAGAAGCCAGCUCAUUACCAACAUUCUCGCUGCUCAUGUCCAGAGUCUUCACCAACGUGGAUGCCUUGCAGGUGACCCUGGACGACCUGCAAGCCCCCGGAGGUGCCUUCCUGCGUGUGCCCUCAAGCAGCACGGAGCCCAGUGUCUCGCAGCGGGCCUGGCUCACUUGGCAACUGUCCCAUGCAGGAGCCGCACUGCACUGGGCGCUUCACACAGUCAAUUCCAUCUUGACUGCACAGGCCAGCCUGCCCAGAUACACCUGGCCCCAAGGCUAUUCCUUCACUGCUGACCCUAGACCCGUGCCCACCUCCAAGAUCCAGGCCAGCCAACUGGUUCAGAGACCGGGCGACUUGGCAUCUCCCAACCCUUCAGUGGAUACAAGAAGCAUCCUGGGCUGAGCACAGCAGGCCAGAGAGACCAGAAGGCAGGCUUUGAGUCCAGUGAGCACCAAACUAUCUACAGACUCCAGAGGCACUCAACGUCAGAGCCC
Messenger RNA from Mus musculus (house mouse), 995 nucleotides. Its product is annotated as predicted gene, 53371. Lineage: Eukaryota; Metazoa; Chordata; Mammalia; Rodentia; Muridae. The transcript has a single exon. Bases 1 to 903 code for a protein of 300 amino acids. The record is from RefSeq and is a predicted model, not a curated record.